UACAACCCGUCAUUAAACAGGAAGAAGAAGAAGAAGAAGGUUUCCGGUGCAACAGCUAGGCAACACUAUGCCUACUGCUGUGAUUAUGGAGGAAAAUUUUGAUAAGUUACUGGAGCAGUGCGAAUCUCAAGAGCUCGAGGCUCCAGGAGGCAUUGCAACACCGCAAGUCUACGCUCAGUUGUUGGCGCUCUAUUUACUUCAUAGUGACAUGAAUAAUGCCAGGUACCUAUGGAAGAGGAUUCCCCAGUCAAUAAAAUCGACAAACCCUGAAUUAGCAGCAAUUUGGACUGUUGGCCAGCGCAUUUGGCAGCGAGACUUUCCAGGGAUCUACACUGCCAUUGCAGCUUACCAGUGGACAGAGACUAUUCUUCCAGUCAUGGAGGCCCUUCGAGAGGGCACACGACAGAGGGCGUACGGCCUUGUAGCCCAGGCCUACACCUCCAUCACAGCAGAAGAUUUCGCUGCCUUUGUGGGCUACUCUGUGGAGGAGGCAGUAAAGGGUGUGGUGAGUCAAGGCUGGCAGGCAGACCCCACUACCAGGAUGGUGAUGCCCAAAAAGCCAGAUCCUCCUCCCGUCUCAUUGGUUCCAAAUGAGCAGCAGUUGGCCAGACUCACUGACUACGUGGCUUUUCUCGAGAACUGAUAACCCUCCACAGCCACUGCCACCCCUUCUGGCCCGCUUGGUACUGAGGGAGGAUACAAGUUUGGAUAAACUGGUCCUCCUUCCUGUGUAGUCCCAUUCCCUGAUAAAGACAUACCAAAAACACACCCAUCAUCUGCAUGAAUGCUGCAGGUUCUUCUCUAAGACUUGCUUAUUUAUGUCUGUUGUUUCCACUGUUAAUUCAUAUCUUGAAAAGUGGUUAUCUUUCAGAUGUUUAUUUAUAUUUUUGUGCUCUUUGUAACCCACCUGAUGUGUAAAUUUGGGUCUAAUUUCAAAGUAGGUAUUACAGAAAGUAUGUUACACAUCACAAAACCUUUCCCACACAACACAAAUACACAAACCAGUAUGUAAAGUCUGUCCAUUGUCUUUUAACACUUAAAGGUUGCCUUGAAAUUAAUGUCGUUAGGUAAACAGAAGUCAUGGCAUGCCUGCAUCAGCAUGUGGAUCUCAGUGCUCAGACUUCAUAUUGUGAAGUUUAUGUUUUGACUGGUGAAUAAAUAUUUUGCUAUUUCUAAAUUAGUAUUCUUUUAUUUUUGAUAUUCAGGAGUUUUAGUUCAGCUAUGUUGCUGCGUUACAGAGCAGGCUGAACUCUGUCAGGGAUCAUCAGAGUUUUCCAGUGUCACAUUUGUCUGAUAAUGGAAACACGCUGCCUUUUUCUGUGGCCUGGCCACAUACAUGGGGGAGAACGUAAUGUGUGAGGAAGCCUACUGAGUUCCUGCUGGGUCAUGGUCACAUUAGACCAGCAGAUAAUUUGAUAUUGGAGCAAAGAAAGCUCAAAGCUCUUUUGUUUCCUCCUCAAAAUGAGGUGAACUGUUUUGGAAAAUGAAAUGAGUUGUGGUUUAACCAGGGCGAUGUAACAUUACCACAAAGUUUCAUGUCAUGACUGUGCCCAAAAGGUUGCUUUACAAGAACACGCAAAGCAACGAUGAAUGAGAUUAAAACAUUGUGUGACCUGAGGAACACAACUUUUUUGUUCACUUCUUCAGAGUAAUACUGAAAGAUGUCUGUAUAUUUAGUUAUAUACAGUACUUUAUUACUUCACUAUUGUUACCAUUAGGACUAAUGCACUCUGGCUCUGUAAUUAUACAUUUUAUUUUGUAAAUGCACAUCUGGCUGCCAUCUGUUUAUUAGUACAAAAAAGCUUGG
This is a messenger RNA of Monopterus albus (swamp eel), 1807 nucleotides long. It is a transcript of the gene cops8, whose product is annotated as COP9 signalosome subunit 8. Gene Ontology annotation, cellular component: COP9 signalosome. The record is from RefSeq and is a predicted model, not a curated record. The transcript is spliced from 7 exons. Gene Ontology annotation, biological process: protein deneddylation; COP9 signalosome assembly. NCBI's taxonomy places the organism in Eukaryota, Metazoa, Chordata, Actinopteri, Synbranchiformes, Synbranchidae. The coding region runs from base 68 to 643 and encodes 191 amino acids.